AUGGAUACCCGUCCCUCGCUGACAUCCUUCCCCUUCACGGUGGUCAUCUUUGUCAAGUUUCCAGUGAUCAACUGCCGGAGGCGUCCGUUCCACUAUAGGGAUCACUUGGAGGACUUGCUUGGCAAAACCUCUCUGCUGGAGCUAGUUUGCGCCGAGCUUGAUCCCAAGACAGGAAAAGAGAAGGAACCGAUAAAGGGGCACUCGCACAGAGUGAAGAGAGACGUUGAGGAGGUGUUAUAUGAGAGUGAGUUUAGCAUCCCAAAAGGAUUUGGAGAGAUUGGAGCUGUUCUGGUUGAGAAUGAGCACCGCAAGGAGAUUUACAUCCAGACCAUCAACCUCACCGGCUUCCCAAAUGGUUCCACUCUCACCAUUCCCUGUACCUCAUGGGUUCAUUCCAAGCAUUAUAAUGCACAGAAGAGAAUUUUCUUCACCAACAAGUCUUAUUUGCCAUCAGAGACUCCAAGCGGGUUGAUCAGGCUAAGAGAAAUGGAGCUGCGAAUUUUGCGAGGAAAUGGAGAGGAUGAAAGAAAAAAAUCAGAUAGAAUUUACGAUUAUGAUAAAUAUAAUGAUCUCGGAGUUCCAGAUAGCACACUAGCUAGACCAGUCCUGGGCGGCAAAGAGCUUCCAUACCCUAGGCGCUGCAGAACAGGACGUCCGCGCACUGAAAAGGACCCAUUAUCUGAAGAAAGAAGCACUAGUGUGUAUAUACCAAGAGAUGAAGCGUUUUCAGAGGAGAAACAUCUCACAUUCAACGGAAAGACACUAAAAUCUGUGCUGCACGCAUUGCUCCCUCAGCUAGAAGUAUCACUUGACCGGAACUUGGGAUUUCCGCUCUUCAAAGAAAUAGAUUCUUUGUUUAACGAAGGCAUCGCGUUGCCUACACCCAAAACAAUUGGUUUUCUAAGGUCAGUCAUUCCAAGGCUAGUGAGGGCUAUCAGUGAUGAGCAGAAAGAUCUUUUGCUCUUUGAGACUCCAGCAAUGCUUGACCGUGAUAAAUUUUCUUGGUUCAGAGAUGAAGAAUUUUCUCGGCAAACUCUAGCUGGUCUUAAUCCAUUUAGUAUUGAGCUAGUUAAGGUACUUGAAUUUCUUUUACACGAAUGGCCGCUGAAAAGUAAACUUGACCCUGAGAUGUACGGUUCACCUGAAUCAUUGAUCACAACUGAACUUGUGGAGAAAGAGAUUAAGGGUUUCAUGACUGUCAAUGAGGCCUUGGAGAAAAAGAAGUUCUUUCUCUUGGAUUAUCAUGACCUGCUCAUUCCUUUAGUGAACAAAGUGAGAGAAAUUGAAGGGACCACGUUGUAUGGUUCUCGGACACUAUUCUUUCUUACUGAGAGUGGCUGUCUGAGGCCUAUUGCUAUUGAACUUACUCGGCCACCAACUGGUGACAAGCCACAAUGGAAGCAAGUCUUCAUCCCAUGCUGGGAUGCCACUGGUAUAUGGCUAUGGAGGCUUGCUAAAGCUCAUGUUUGUGCUCAUGACUCUGGCUAUCAUCAGCUUGUGAUCCACUGGCUUCGGACUCACUGUGUGACAGAGCCAUACAUAAUUGCAGCUAAUCGGCAAAUGAGUGCUAUCCAUCCCAUCUAUAGACUUCUUAAUCCUCAUUUUCGGUAUACAAUGGAAAUAAACGCUCUGGCUCGAGAAAGCCUAAUUAAUGCAGGCGGAGUCAUUGAGAGUAGCUUUUCACCAGGAAAGUACUCUAUGGAGCUUAGUUCUGCUGCUUAUGACAAACUCUGGCGCUUUGACAUGGAAGCUUUGCCAGCAGAUCUGAUAAGAAGGGGAAUGGCAGUUGAGGAUCCAACGGCCAAGCAGCAUGGUCUGAAGCUAACAAUUGAAGACUACCCUUUUGCAAACGACGGUCUUAUUCUUUGGGAUGCCAUUAAGAAGUGGGUGAGCGACUAUGUAAAUCACUACUACCAAGACGCUAGUGUUGUUGAAUGUGAUGAGGAGCUUCAAGGUUGGUGGACAGAAGUUAGAACUAAAGGCCAUGAAGACAAAAAAGAUGAGCCAUGGUGGCCUGUUCUGAAAACCCAAAAAGACCUCGUUCAUGUUUUGACAACAAUAAUUUGGGUCACAUCUGGCCACCAUGCAGCUGUGAACUUUGGGCAGUACACAUAUGCUGGAUACUUUCCGAACAGACCUACAAUAGCUCGAACCAACAUGCCAUGUGAAGAUCCAUCCGAUGAGGCUGUCGAUACUUUUAUGACGAAACCCGAAACAGUACUUCUAAACUGCUUUCCCUCAAAGAUUCAAGCAACAACAGUGAUGGCUGUGUUAGAUGUGCUAUCGACACAUUCACCUGAUGAGGAGUAUAUUGGUGAGAUUUUGGAGCCAUCCUGGACUGAAAAUCCUGUUAUAAUGGAUGCAUUCGAGUGUUUCAAAGACAGUUUAAAAGAGCUAGAAAGAAUUAUCAAUGAGAGGAAUGCCGAUAAGAGCCUGAGAAACAGAGUUGGAGCAGGGGUUGUACCAUAUGAGCUUCUGAAACCAUUCUCAAAACCUGGGGUCACAGGAAUGGGAGUCCCUAAUAGCAUCUCCAUCUAA
This is a messenger RNA of Fragaria vesca subsp. vesca, 2538 nucleotides long. RefSeq names its product linoleate 13S-lipoxygenase 2-1, chloroplastic-like. The transcript is spliced from 10 exons. NCBI's taxonomy places the organism in Eukaryota, Viridiplantae, Streptophyta, Magnoliopsida, Rosales, Rosaceae. The record is from RefSeq and is a predicted model, not a curated record. Bases 1 to 2538 code for a protein of 845 amino acids.